Messenger RNA from Aphanomyces astaci, 261 nucleotides. RefSeq lists its product as hypothetical. The coding region runs from base 1 to 261 and encodes 86 amino acids. The transcript has a single exon. NCBI's taxonomy places the organism in Eukaryota, Oomycota, Saprolegniomycetes, Saprolegniales, Verrucalvaceae. The record is from RefSeq and is a predicted model, not a curated record.
AUGCGACCGACUGGGAAUCUCGUCAUGGACGUGAUACAAGGCACCUUGAACCACAUGCUAAACGAUCGACUUCGCGGCAUGGCCCCGGUGAUAUACUUUACUGGCCUGUCUGUCGCGACGCCCCUGUCAGCGUUUGUCAACACUGUGACCAAGGAAGCUGCCGACAUCGCCUGGCUCGACUCCACUUGCACGAAUCACAUGGACGAGCUGCAUGAAGCAACGGAUCAAGUGCAUCGCGAGGUUGGUGCGACAAGCGCCUAG